Messenger RNA from Rhizophagus irregularis DAOM 181602=DAOM 197198, 2628 nucleotides. Lineage: Eukaryota; Fungi; Glomeromycota; Glomeromycetes; Glomerales; Glomeraceae. The record is from RefSeq and is a predicted model, not a curated record.
UUCCUCAUCAACAUCCCAACAUUUCCGUUUUACAAACUCCUCCCCUUUCUUUACUUCAACAUUCUUUACCCUUUUAUAAUUCUCUAGUUUGAGAGUUAACAUGUCGAAAGGGUCCCCGCAUUAUUCAAUUAAUAGACCAAAUAUCAUUCAUUAUACAUUUUGGGCUCUGGUAGCUAUAAUUUUCUUAUAUGCUCUCGGUUCAAACUAUCUCAAUAAUGAUCCAUUUAAGUGCAAUAGUUUGCUCAACGAUGGAUCAUUUUUAGAUUCAACCGAACAUAGAAAUUGGCAACCAUCAUCAUGCAUGAUGAAGAAAUAUGAUACGCAAAGUGCAGCAUCAUGUUUAAAAAAUCGACGAAUUCUUUUCAUAGGGGAUUCAACGAUUCGUGCAUUGUUUUAUUCAUUAAUAAAAAAAAUCGAACCUACAAUAAAUACAACAUCACAACCCAAACAUUCCGAUUUACAUUUUACGUUCAACGAGAUUACAUUUGAUUUCCGAUGGGAUCCUUAUUUAAAUAGUAAUUCAACAGAUAUUUUAUUAGGAAAGAGUCAUGAAAGAAGUAGAGGGUUAUUUGGUAAAAGACCAAGUAUUUUAGUAAUGGGUAGUGGAUUAUGGUAUUUAAGACAUCGAGGAAAUGGUGGAAUUAACGGAUGGAAAAAAAAUAUAGAUAGAAUAUUUGACGUCAUCACAUCAUCACCAAAAGCUUACUUUUCUAUUGCUGAUGCAAUAUUUUUUGCACCGGUAGAACAUUUAGUUCAUGAAAAAUUAAGUCCAACAAGAGCAAUUACGAUGUCAGAUGAAGAUAUUUAUAAAAUGAAUGAAUAUUUAAAAGUUAAGCAAAAAGAAAAAGAUUUAUUAGAUGUUCCAUUCGUAUUUAAUAAAAUUAUUGAAGAAGCAAGAGAAGAAACGGAAGACGGAUUGCAUUAUUCGGAUGAGAUUAUAAAUAUUCAAGCGGAUAUCCUACUCAAUUAUAGAUGUAAUGAUUUAUUACCUAAAAAAGCUCCAAUGUCUAAUACAUGUUGUAAUAGAUAUCCACAAAUGAAAUGGGCGCAAUUUAGCAUUUUUGUAGUCUUUCUUGUAUUAAUACCAAUUGGUGUUUAUUAUAAAAUAUUUGAAUAUCGAUCUAAUAGAUUAUUGGAAAAAAUAAUUCCAUCAGAAUCUAUAUUAUUCUCAUUACUUACAUUUGGGUUAGCAGUUAUAUAUAUGUAUUGGUCAGAUCGUUCUUCUCUUUUCUCUAAAUCUCAUAAACAGUAUGAUGUCUAUCACUUCACAUUACUCACCAUUCUUUACUUAGUCGGUGGAAUAUUUUCAUUAAAAACUAAAGAUAAGGAUCAAGCAUUCCUUAAUCGUGAUCAAACGGACGAAUGGAAAGGAUGGAUGCAAAUGGCAGUACUUGUAUAUCAUUAUAUAGGAGCAUCAAGAGUAUCCGGAAUUUACAAUUCAAUUAGAAUUUUAGUGGCAUCUUAUUUAUUCAUGACAGGAUAUGGACAUUUCAUUUUUUUCUAUAAAAAAGCGGAUUUUGGACUUAAUCGUAUUGUUAACGUAGUAAUUAGAUUGAACUUAUUGACCAUAGUAUUAACUUACGUUAUGGAUACUGAUUAUCUCUCUUAUUAUUUCACCCCAUUGACAACAUUUUGGUUCUUUGUUAUUUAUAUAACGAUGUAUAUUAGAUCAUCACGCAACAAUUCGAUGAUAUUCUUAUUAAGUAAGAUGGCACUUUCAUGUACAAUUGUGUAUUGGAUUAUACUUAAACCAGGAAUAUUAGAGAACAUAUUUUCAUUUCUAGAAAUCAUUGCGAAUAUUAAUUGGAACGUAAAAGAGUGGAGAUUUCGGAUACAAUUAGAUAUAUUUAUUGUAUAUAUUGGAAUGUUAGUUGGACUGAUACUAAUUAAAUUUCAAGAAUAUAAAAUAACUGAAAAGAAAUAUUGGACAACAAUUAAACGAUAUUCUAUAAUUAUUUCCGCUAUUGUGAUGAUUUGGUUCCUUCAUUUUGAAAUAACCAGAGAAAAUAAGUUUAAAUAUAAUGAAUAUCAUCCUUAUAUUUCAUUCUUGCCUAUUAUUUCUUUUAUCAUAUUAAGAAAUAGUACACAAUAUUUAAGAAAUACCACUAGUGGAUUAUUCACUUUUAUUGGAAAAUGUUCUUUAGAAACUUUUAUUGGACAAUUUCAUAUGUGGCUUGCUGCUGAUACCAAAGGGUUACUUGUAUUAGUUGGUGAUGGACAAUGGGGAUUUUGGUGGUGGAUUAACUUAUUUGUGGCCUCUUUCAUUUUCAUUUACAUUUGUUAUUACUUGACCAAAUCCACGAGUGAAUUAACUAAUUGGAUUUGUCGUUCAACAAUAAUAACGACUACAAAUAUAAAAGGAAGUGAUAAUCCUCCCGAUCCUAAUGUUGUACUAGUAGUAGAUGAUAAUAAUGAAAAAUUUGAUGUGAUAAUAAUAAUAAUCCACUCAAUUCCAUAAUUAAUCUUUGUGAAAAAUUAUUGAAUAAUUUGAAAAUUAGAAUAACUUUAUUAAUAAUAAUUAUGUGGAUUGUUAAUUUACAUUAUUAUAAAUUAUAAUAGCCCUCACCAAAAUUAUAAUAUUAGUAAUAUUAAUUUAAAUUAUAAGUGUAUAUAAAUAUCUUAUGAUAU